UAUAGUUUUUAUAUUAUUUUGUUAGGUAAUAAAUAAUAAAAAUAAUUAAUAUGGAGAAAUGUGACAUUGGAAAAAGUCUUAACAUUCAUUGCCACAAAACUGGAUUUUCAAGAAAACAAGGUUUUGUUCAAUUUAAAGAUCUUCCUUGUGAAAAACGAGAAGAAAUAAUAUGGCGAGCAAAUUUAAAAGAAAAAAAAUAUAGUUCAAUAAGAAUUAUAUGUUGUUAUCAUGAGCACUUCUAUGGAAAAUAUUUUGAGAGAAAAAUUACAAAGUGUUGCAAUCUUUUUGGAACACACAAGGAAAGUAAAAAAAUUGCUAUAAAAGGUAAUAUAAAGAUUUCCAUAGACAUGGCAAACUAUUUGCAAAAAAAUAAUGUUUAUGUAACCCCAGGUUGGAAAUUCUGCAGUAAAUGUUACAAAAAAGCAAUAGAAACUGGUGAAGAUUUAAAUUCACAGGAGGAAUGGGAAUCAAAAAGUGAGAAAAAAAUUAAGUUAGAUACCACUAUAGAAUUGCUUGGAAUCUCACAGGUCAAACUAAAAAGUCUUUCAAAACACAGCAAAUUGCCUGUAGCAAAUCAAAAGUUUGAGAACACUAUUGACAGAGUUGCAAAAAUGGUCUCAUUAGCAUAUAAUAUUAAAGAAACUUUUUUAACAACAGAAAUAAAAAGCCCCAUUUUAAACAACAACAUUAACAAUGACCAUGAUCUAGACAUUUUAAUGUAUGAAAUAAAAAAUAAAAUUUCAGAGACUGACUCUUAUCGCCAUAAGGUGCAAAUGUUAACACUCGCACCAAAAUCAUGGACACGUAAAAAGAUAUCAAGCUACUUUGAAGUGUCUGAGUAUCUUGUUCGAACAGCAAGAAAAGUUAAAAAUGAGAAUGGAAUUCUAUUAUUACCCGGGAAAAAAACUGGAAACCCACUUUCACCAGAAACAGUUAAUUUAGUGAUUAACUUUUAUCAAAGUGAUGAAUUUUCAAGAAUGAUGCCAGGAAAAAAAGAUUAUGUAAGUAUUAAGAAAAACCAACAUGUUCAAAAAAGAUUAUUGCUACUCAAUCUUAAUGAAUUACAUGUUGCAUUUAAAAAAGACUACCCUAACGUCAAAGUCAGUUAGUCAAAGUUUUGUACUCUUAAACCUAAAUGGUGUAUUACAUCUAAUGCGUCAGGUACCCACAAUGUAUGUGUUUGCAUACAUCACCAAAAUACAAAAUUUCUCAUUGAUGCCAUUAGGUGGAAUUAAAGUUAUAAAGAUUUCAUGGCAUUGAUUGUUUGCUUUCUUGAAAAUGCAGAAUGUAUGUUGCAUCGAUGUAACCAAUGUCCUGGUAUUGAAGCGUUAAAAAGUUUUUUAGUGCAGGAGUUUAUGGACCAUGAGCAUGAAGAAGAUGUAGUAUUUAAGCAAUGGCAGAGUACAGAUCGUACAACACUACUUUCACAGUCAUUGCCAAUAGAUGAAUUUAUUGAUUUAUUAUGUGACAGUAUUGACAACCUUACCACUCAUUCAUAUAUUGCAAAAACACAAAGUAGAUACCUAAAAAACUGUAAAGAAAAUCUUAACCAAAACGAAUGCUUAAUUUUAGGAGAUUUUACUGAAAACUAUCAAUAUGUUGUUCAGGAUGAGGUUCAAAGUUAUCACUGGAGCAAAAGUCAAUGCUCACUUUAUACAGUUGUACUUUAUUUUAUAGAGAACAAACUUCUCAAACAUAAAUCUUUUUGUUACCUUUCAGAAGAUGUUGAUCAUGACACAGGAUUUAUUUACAAGACUCAGGAAGAUAUAACUAGAUAUCUAAAAAUCUACCUGAUGUAUCAAGUGUGAAAUACUUUUCUGAUGGUUGUGCAGCACAAUUUAAAAAUUUUAAAAAUUUUAUCAAUCUUUGUAAUCACAGUAAAGACUUUGAUUUAAAUGCUGAAUGGAUAUUUUUUGCUACCAGUCAUGGUAAAUCCUCCUGUGAUGGUAUUAGUGGGACUGUUAAAAGAGUAGUAUGUCAAGAAAGUCUAAAACAAAUAACUACUGGGCAGAUUUUAGAUGUUAAUUUAAUGUACUCCUUUUGUAAAGCCAAGAUAAAUGGAAUUUAUUUUAAGUUAUUUUCAAAAGAAGAAAUUGAUCAAACACGAGCACAAUUAGAAAAAAGAUAUUUAGGUGGAAGAACAGUUCCUGGCACAAGGAUGUAUCAUCAUUUUAUUCCAAUUGCUCCAAACACUAUAAGUUAUAAAAAAAUAUGUAUUGAUGCAUGCACUGAAAUAUUUGAUAUCAUUCCAAAAAGCAAACAUUAUGUAGAUAUUUCAUUAAAUAUUAAAAAAAUGGAUUAUAUUGCAUGUUUUUAUGAUGGAUUUUGGUGGGUAGGGAUUGCUGAAGAUGUAAGUGAGCUUGAUAUAAAAGUCAGAUUCAUGCAUCCACAUGAACCAGAUGAUGAUGUUGUACAAGAUUUUUUAUGGAUGGACAAAUGUUAUACCCUUUCUGAUAAGUAUUUAUUGGCAAUGGUGUAUACAUACUUUCGAAGAGCAAAGUUGAACAAAAGAGAAUACACAAGAAUGAAUUUCUUUGUGGCUUUAUACCUUGCUCACGAUGUUGAAGAGGAUAAUGAAGAUUUAAAGUUGGAGAUUUAUCCUUGGGCUCUUGGUUUGCAUUGGAAGAGACGCCAUUUGCAUUUCAUUUCACAACGAGAUGCGUUAUUAAAAAGAAUGAAGUUUCGGGCUAUUGUUAGCAAAUUGACUUGUGAUGAGGUCAUUUUACUUUGCCCAUCGCAUCCUAUAUGGAAGCGAGAACGCAAAUCUCAUCAUGGUGGCGCGGUGCGAAUUUACCCUGAUGAAGAAAGUGAAAACUUUAGUCCCGUUGGUCCUAAUGGUGUUCAACCUUUCUGCAUGUUAUGUGCAACAUGGGUGCCUCCAUCGCCAACUCUUACAUCUGGGUAUUUAUCUUCAUCCUGCAUUCUUGAUUUUUCGUCUGUAGAUAAUUCAUCUAAUAACUAUUUUCAACAUCUAUUAUUGGAUGAAACUAACAGCAAUUCAGAUACUAAUUUUGGUCAAUAGCAUUUCAAUUGUCAAUAGCAAAGUACAAUUAAUCCAUCUAGAGAAAAAAAAAAUCUUUUUUUGUGUUCGGUCAUUCUAAUUACACAUUUAGUGUUAAAUUACAAGAAAAAGCGAUAUUAUAUUCUGUAUUUUACACGAUAUUAUGUUCUGUAUUUUACACAUAUAGUAAUUAGCGCUAAUUAAUAUAAUUAGUGAUAUUAGGUUGUUUUAUUAUUUAUUUAUUUUUCCAGUUUUGUUCAAAU
Hydra vulgaris (swiftwater hydra) is the source of this 3264-nucleotide messenger RNA. The record is from RefSeq and is a predicted model, not a curated record. Lineage: Eukaryota; Metazoa; Cnidaria; Hydrozoa; Anthoathecata; Hydridae.